AUGGCUUUCGGUGAUAUCAGUACACGGCAUACAAACAUAAAAUGCGAAAUAUUUGAUCCUUUGUAUGCAGAGACGCGUGUCUGCCGCCUGAAUGUGCUGGGGCGUGGCAUUAUCGGAGCCAAUGUCCACAUUCAAAUCCACAAACUACCGAUUCGGAAGGUGAAAAUAAACUACAGUGUGUGGAAGAAAUUAUCCGGCUACCAUCCGUUCCUAUUUAACGUCACCGUGGACCUUUGCCACCACAUGAAGCACCCGAAUCCGUUGACCGUCUUCUACUACUUCUACGGUGCCUUGUUGCCCUUUAUCAACGUGAAUCACACGUGCCCCAUCAAUGUGAGUGUCUCGCAGCAUGACCUUAUUCUGAAGAAUUUCGUUUUGGAUAACCAAAUGUUUAGCAAAGUGCCCAUACCCAAAGGCAGCUAUAUGUUCAUGAUCAAAAUAAUCGCAGAUGGAGAAUGGAGGAGCACUAUCUACGACUACUUGGACGUUAAUGUGGAUGAUGGUCCCAGAACAAUGUCUGGAUAG
Messenger RNA from Drosophila obscura, 525 nucleotides. RefSeq lists its product as uncharacterized. The record is from RefSeq and is a predicted model, not a curated record. The transcript is spliced from 2 exons. NCBI's taxonomy places the organism in Eukaryota, Metazoa, Arthropoda, Insecta, Diptera, Drosophilidae. The coding region runs from base 1 to 525 and encodes 174 amino acids.